Limulus polyphemus (Atlantic horseshoe crab) is the source of this 1893-nucleotide messenger RNA. RefSeq names its product protein spaetzle-like. The record is from RefSeq and is a predicted model, not a curated record. Lineage: Eukaryota; Metazoa; Arthropoda; Merostomata; Xiphosura; Limulidae. Gene Ontology annotation, molecular function: Toll binding; growth factor activity. Gene Ontology annotation, biological process: regulation of Toll signaling pathway; central nervous system formation; innate immune response. Gene Ontology annotation, cellular component: extracellular region. The transcript has 4 exons. Bases 93 to 695 code for a protein of 200 amino acids.
CCGUCUUGAAACUCUUCGCAUUUCUUUAAACAAAUAGUAGACACCAGUGGCUUACUACACUCAUACUACAAAGGCGAAAAACGAAGUUGGAGAUGAACGUAUAUAAUUUUCUGAUGCUUCUCAUUGUUGCCGCAACAAUGAAGAGUGUUAAAUGUUGGUCUAUAGAAAACCAGAGUCCUCUGCUUUACAAUCUGCCCCCUCCAAUACCGGUCAACUGCUCUGAGGAUGCGACGUAUUGUGAGAAUGUUGAGUAUUACCCGGAGGACCUCAUCGCAUGGGCUGUUGGGACGAAGUAUCGUGAAUUCUUUCAGCAGUCUGAGCGAGUAUCUGAACCACCAUUGAGAAAUGAAAGCGAUGUUCUAGUUUGUGAUGGAAAAAAGCUAACUGUCUACCCUAAAGCAGUCAAAGAUGAGGAACGUAAUUGGCAGUACCUUGUAAACACCGUCUACCAUCGCCAACCAAUUGAAGUUAAUAAAUGCAGGGAAGAAGAUUUCUCUUAUUGUAAAGCACAAAAUAACUUGCCUCCAGGGUACACCAUCAAGUGUGUGAAUAGAACCUUCAAGCAGAAAAUGGUUGUCAUUAGAGACGGACAACCUUUUACCGGUUCUUUCAGUUUUCCACAUGAUUGUAAGUGCUAUAUCUUAAAAAGCGACACUGGGGACGAACCUGACCCGAACAACUCAACUACUGACUAAUACCAAGCAUUGAGGUAUACUCUUGUACUAGCUCAGAAGCGAGGGUUACUCUGCUUUCUCUCUCUCUUUUAUUGCCGUCUGAUAAUUCUGAUGCUUUUGUUGUGUAAAACGUUAUAUGUCCAAAACAGGAAGCAAAUUUAUCGAUGAUAUAUUUUGUGUUUUUUUCUUAGAGCUGUUAUAUAUAUAUAUAUAUUACUAGAUUAAUUGCUUUAAAUGCAUAAUGAAAUAAUAUAAUAUAAAUUUAAAUAAUGUUUUAUGAUAUUAAAAAUUUCAUUCCUUAUCAAUAAAGAACGAAAAUAAGAACCCUCUAAUUUGUUAAAAUUAAUGUAUCUGGUCUGUAAACAUGGUCUUUUACGGCGGAAUUUUUUUUUCCGAAUCCAGUGAAGUCUGCAAAAUGAGGAUAACUAAGCCUAAAUUUGGAAAGAAAAGUGGGCUCACAUAAUUUAAACACGACCGCGUUAUUAUUUUUUGUAUAAUCUACACACUAUAUCUCAAUAUGCGAAAUUUGACUAGCUGCAUGAGAAGACAAAAUAACUGUAAAAAUCACGGUAUCAAGAGACGAAAAAAAUCUCAGGUUACAGAAUCCAGCUUCGAUUGUGUUAUUGUUGACAGACUGAGUAAAUUGGACCAUUGUUUCUUAGUGGACGCAACAUGAGUACAAGAAUUCUGCAACUUUUUACAUUUCAUCCGUCAUGAGUUUCAUUUGCAGCUGUUCGUAAAGUUGAUUUUAAGCAGUGCAUUCGACAUGUUGACCUUUUAUCACGAACUUUUCAGCUUUUACUUGUUUUUUUUUCCCUUCUUUUUUGGGUCACCAACUUUCCAUAAUAGGCAAAAAUGCAUAAGAUAAAUAUUGUUAACAUAUUUUCUAACUGAUCUCCGGACUGGAAAUCUGGAACAAUGCAUAACUUUAUUAUUGUAAAAACCAGAAUGGAUUUCAUUUCUAAUCUUUAAAAUAUUAAAUUACUUUAUAUUUGUACAUUUCCUUACUUUGCGACAUCUAUUUGUUCUCUCAUUUGUCCUAUAUAAACAUACUUCGAAAUGCGGAACAGAUUCGUACUUUGGACACACGAAUUUAAUUUCUAAUUGCAAUACACAUGUUUUAUCCAGCUCCAUUCUCUGUUUUGCAGAAAAGUAAUUAUGUUCUCAAUUGUUGAAUAAAAACUUUCUUCUUCAUUACUUUGUCUUCCAAAUGAAAUAA